AUGCCAAGCGAUAUCCAGCAGCAGGUCGAUCAUACCAGACCCAAUGUCAACUGGACAACUAUUGAGGGAGUGGAGUCACCACUAAACUUAGAUAACCUUGACACGCUCAAUUCCAUGGGCAAUACAAGCGUCUACCUAACCUCUCUCGAGGGCAUCGAAGCCGAUCCAGAACCAGCCUGGUUCCGGGGUAUCAGACCAGACUCACAGGGGCGAAUAGGUAAUGGUACAGGGAGUGUCAUUGUUAUCGCAGAUCGCGGCAAUGGAACAGUUGAUGCAUUUUACUUUUAUUUCUACGCAUUCAACAAAGGCGGCAGAGUCCUAGGCUUAGAAUUCGGCGACCACAUCGGAGACUGGGAACAUAACAUGAUCCGCUUCGUGAACGGCACACCCGACGCAAUAUGGUAUAGCCAGCAUGCUAGCGGACAGGCAUUUACCUACGCGGCCGUUGAAAAGAAGGAUAAGCGGCCGUAUGUCUACUCCGCGAGAGGCACGCAUGCAAACUACGCAAUUGCAGGAAAACACGACCACACCAUCCCGGGCUUCAACCUCCCUGCAGGGUUUUUGAUGGACUAUACAGGCCGCGGUGUGCUGUGGGAUCCCCUACUAAAUGUAUACACUUACAACUACGAUAAAGCAACAGCUGCGUUCAAGGCUGUGAACUCCAAAGAUCCGGUGGCGUGGUUGGAUUUCAAUGGGAGAUGGGGUGAUGACCAGCCGCCUAAUGAGCCUUCGAUCUUUGGUGAGGCUAAAAAUGUUGCUGGUCCGAAUGGUCCUAAGUUCAAGGGGUUGGAUAGGGAGCUGGUGUGUCCUUCUAAGCCGUGCUUUGUGCUUCCGUUUAGGAUUUUUUCUGAGGAUGCGACUUCGUGA
Messenger RNA from Penicillium crustosum, 867 nucleotides. RefSeq lists its product as uncharacterized. The transcript is spliced from 4 exons. The record is from RefSeq and is a predicted model, not a curated record. Lineage: Eukaryota; Fungi; Ascomycota; Eurotiomycetes; Eurotiales; Aspergillaceae. The coding region runs from base 1 to 867 and encodes 288 amino acids.